This is a messenger RNA of Exophiala oligosperma, 780 nucleotides long. RefSeq lists its product as uncharacterized. Lineage: Eukaryota; Fungi; Ascomycota; Eurotiomycetes; Chaetothyriales; Herpotrichiellaceae. Bases 131 to 502 code for a protein of 123 amino acids. The transcript has 2 exons. The record is from RefSeq and is a predicted model, not a curated record.
CAAAACUCUCGCAACUCACAGCCAACGGCAAAAGGUACCUGCACCAUAUGUAGCUUCAUAUAUCAAGCAAUUGACGCUUCAGGCCCGAGGUCAUCACCAGUAACCACGUUCGCACUCUUCACCCAACAUCAUGUGCUACUACGCCCGCAUCGAUUUUGCCUGCGUGGAUUGGAAAUGGGGCAACAUGAAGCAACGUUGUCCUCGACAACACCGUAUCGGAGAAACUUGCGGUGCUCGCCUUGCAGAUCCCGACAAUAUCGACAGAGACGGAGAGCAAUGCCGAGUGUGCAAAGAAAUCGAAGUCAAACAAAGACGCAAGCAGAAGGAGCUAGACAACAUUGCGAGGUGGAGGCGCGAGGGAAACAAUUUCACAGCCAGCAUCGAAAAGGCUGAGCGGGAAGCCCUCCAGCUUCAGGAAACCAUUGACGAAUUGCAAAACCGACGCGCCUCGAUCAAAAGCCAGCUCAUAGGCGACGCGCGUCUUCCCACUCUGUCCAGAUAGAUCUGUGUGCAUGAUGUCUUCGAAAAGGGGUUGGUCAUUCUCUCAAGGUAACACUGCCGAGACUUUUUUAAUACCAGCGAGAGCAUAUGGCACGGUUCCAGGAGAUUGAGCUGGAAUGUAGCUGGUUUGAUGCUACCGAAGACUUGAUUCGCUUUUGAACCUGAUAAGUGCGACUGCAAGUAACACGAAAUUGUUAUAAAACGCUCAGAUGUUCUACUCACUGUCGCUGCUCAGUGAGAUAACAUCCGUCUUGUCAUCAUCAUCCUCCUGGGUGUUCU